Molecule: messenger RNA, 353 nt
Organism: Drosophila subobscura
Lineage: Eukaryota; Metazoa; Arthropoda; Insecta; Diptera; Drosophilidae
Product: hemolymph trypsin inhibitor B-like
Exons: 2
Coding region: 62-310 (82 amino acids)
Molecular function (GO): serine-type endopeptidase inhibitor activity
Source: RefSeq, a predicted model, not a curated record
AAUAGAAAAGUAGACGCCAAAGCAGGCAAAUGUUUAGUUCCACAUUCGAGACUGAGCCACCAUGAAGCCGUUUCUGCUCUUCUGGAUACUGUGUGGCGCGUGCUCUGUCAGCACCAUGAGUCUGCCAGAGAACGCGUGCGAUCAGCCGCCUGGUGUCGUUGGGAUUUGUCGGAUGGCAUUGUCCUCGUUUACCUAUGAGAAAUCCAAAAACGAGUGCAUCUCGUUCCUCUAUGGCGGCUGCGAAGGCAAUCAAAAUCGUUUUGAGACCGUUGAAGCGUGCACCAAGACCUGCAUGAAGACGAUUUGGUAGAACAAAUAAAUUGAUAGCUUGUUCGGCCACUAAUCGAAAGGCA